AAAUCCGUCUUGUCAACGGAUGUGCGGUAGCCUUUAAAAAACAUGCCUCUCAAGUCAGAGGAUGUGGCGAGGCCGCGACGAAAUCUCUACGUUUCCUAUCUGAGUUAUUAUUGGCACCGCAGCAGAGAGCUCGGGGGAUCAUCGAGUUUGAGUUGAUUCGUUGAUCGACACGUCAACAUCGCCGUGUGUGCGACGUGUGUUUGACUGAUACGAUUUUUAGGUAAAAAGAUUUUAAGUUUUCUUCAGCAAAUUUUUUGAAAACGUAUCCAAAUAUAAAUGUUGAUCUCAGAAAGACUAAGAGAGCCGAGCCGAGCCGCGCGAAUGAUGCGCCGAUGAAAUUAGUGACGGCGCGGUUCUCGGUCAUGUAAAAUUCUCAUCUCCGUCUCUGUGUCGUCCGCGGCGUCGUCGCCGUCGCUGUCACCUGACUACUACUCUUCGUCGUCUUCGUCGUCGUCGUCGUCUCCCGAAUCACAGCGGAGUCGGAUCAAUCCCGCGUGUCCCUUAACACGCUCGCUCCUUUCUUCCGUGUGUAUGUGUGUGAUGAAUAAUUUUGCCCGAACGCGAAUAUGAACUGUCGUUGAAAACGGCAUAUUGCUGGGUUAAUACGCGAGAUUGCGAUCUAUCUAAAGAUGGGUUUUUCCACGAGUUUGCAAGGACAGGCGUCGCACGAGGCGUUGCUGGCUCGUCAGGACGCCGAGAUCAAACUCCUCGAGACGAUGCGACGAUGUCUCACGUCAAAAAUCAAAUCCGAUCGGGAUUACGCUUCGACUAUCUCGUCGCUCGCCGUUCAAGGGAAAAAAAUCGAGCGCACCGAGGAUCUGGUUGGCAGUCUCGUGGUGCAGAGCUGGCGAGAUAUAAUGGAAUCGAUUGAUCAGACUGCGAAACUGAUCAAGCAACAAGCUGAUUCCAUCGAGAACAUUGUUGUGGAUCAGUUGACCGCAUUGUAUACCGAAAGAAGAAGAGCUAAAAAGCUUUAUCAGGAGGAACAGAUCUGGUUGAACAACCAGUUUCAACAGCUGACGGAGGACGUGACUAGGAAAAAAGUGGAGUAUCAGAAGAAUCUAGAAAUGUAUAAAUUAAUGAGGUCAAGGUUUGAGGAGUAUUAUGUAAAGUGUAAGUCUGGUAGAGGCGGCCGUAAAUUAGAUGAAGUGAGAGAAAAAUAUCAGAAGGCAUGCCGAAAACUUCAUCUGACACAUAACGAAUAUGUGUUAUUAUUAGGAGCUGUGACAGAAUGUGAGCAUGAUUUAAGGAUUUGUUACUUGCCAAGUUUGCUACACCGACAGCAAGCAAUUCACCAAGAAUUUAUAACCUCAUGGAAAGGAAUACUUCAAGAUAUUGUAAAAUAUUCGGAUUUUACGACGGAAAAAUUUCUGGAGAUUCACAACCGAGUGCAGAAAGCAGUCGACAAUAUCAAGCCUAUGGAAGAGUACAGAGAUUUUAUUGGGAAACAUAAAACUAGGCCAGCAUCGCCGAUCAGAUUCACAUUUGACGAGAAUCUCGUAGACGACACUUCGGGGAAAUUGUCACCAAAUAAACUGACUGUGGAUAAUUUGACUAUAGACUGGUUGAGAAGUCGCCUGACGGAGCUUGAGACUGCUCUCAAACUCACGCAACAAAAUCGACAGACCCCGCAACUCUCGCAAGAAAAUAACAGCGAUUCUAGGAUUUCGGUCUUGGAUUAUUCUCGCGAAAGAGAAGAGCUGAGAUUACGUUGUCAGGAAAAAAAGUUACAGAAACAAGUGGACGUAAUUAGGAGCGCUCUCAAUGAAUUGGGCUGCGAAGAGUUACCUUCGGGUUGCGAUCUUUCCGUGGAAGGUUCCUUCACCGAAUCGCCUACAAUUAACAAAAAUUACAAGUUAGUUAGAUCUGCAGUGCUAUUACAGAGAAGCACGGUUGCGGAUAGUGGUUUAUUCACCUUGAGAAGAAAUCAACGAUUCAUAAAACUAUUAAAAACACCUUUCAAAUCCUUACCGGCAAUUAAUGACUCGAAAAACCGAAUGAUUAGGGCAAAUAGCGAAGGGCCUACUGUCAAAGCAGACAAUAAUGUUCCUCCUGUUGUACCGUUGCGUGGAAUUUCGCAUUUAACCAACAACCAAAAAAGCAACGGAAACGGAGGUCUGAUGGAAGAGGAAUGGUUUCACGGAGUGUUACCCAGAGAAGAAGUUGUGAGACUGCUCGUUACCGAGGGUGAUUUUUUAGUGCGCGAAACAAUGAGGAACGAGGAGUGUCAGAUAGUUCUGUCCGUAUGUUGGGACGGCCACAAACAUUUUAUCGUACAAACAACGCCGGAGGGACAUUACAGGUUCGAAGGGCCUACAUUUCCGUCUAUUCAAGAACUGAUCAGACAUCAGUGGUUGUCCGGUCUUCCGGUGACUAGUCGAUCUGGUGCUAUUCUUAAAACGCCAAUUUUGCGCGAGCGAUGGGAGCUUAAUAACGAUGAUGUCAUCCUUUUGGAGAAAAUAGGUCGGGGAAAUUUCGGUGAUGUUUACAAAGCGCAACUGAAAACUUGUAAGACUGAUGUGGCCGUGAAAACGUGCAAGGUAACGUUGCCGGACGAGCAGAAGCGCAAGUUUCUGCAAGAGGGGAGAAUACUGAAGCAAUACGAUCAUCCAAAUAUAGUCAAGCUGAUCGGCAUCUGCGUGCAAAAACAACCGAUCAUGAUCGUGAUGGAAUUGGUGCCCGGUGGUUCGUUGCUCACGUAUUUGCGAAAAAAUGCCGGUACGAUAACACAGCGGGAGCAGCUGCGUAUGUGCAAAGACGCCGCGGCUGGUAUGAGCUACUUGGAAUCUAAGUACUGUAUUCACAGAGAUUUGGCUGCCCGCAAUUGCCUCGUAGGACACGAAUGCAUAGUCAAAAUUUCCGACUUCGGAAUGUCGAGGGAGGAAGAAGAGUACAUAGUUUCGGACGGUAUGAAACAAAUUCCCAUCAAAUGGACCGCACCGGAAGCUCUGAAUUUCGGUAAAUACACAUCGCUCUGUGACGUGUGGAGUUACGGAAUUCUGAUGUGGGAGAUAUUCUCGAAGGGCGGGAAUCCGUACAGCGGUAUGUCAAAUUCGCAAGCGCGUGAAAAAAUAGACGCAGGAUAUCGAAUGCCGGCCCCGGAAGGAACACCCGAGGAGAUUUAUCGAUUGAUGUUGCGGUGCUGGGAGUACGAGCCCGAGAAACGGCCGCACUUCGAUCAAAUAUACAAUGCUCUGGAGACAUUGUCAUAUUUGUAAAAAAAAAAACGUUUACAUUAAGAUUACACAUGUUGUUUUUAACGUUAAGGUUGUUUAACGUUAAGGUUGUUUAACGAUUUUAUAAAAUUCGCGCCUAUGGGCUUUCCGAUACUUAUUUCGUAUUACAUAUUUAUCGAAUUCCGCGAUAGUCAGUAUCCAGAAAAAAAAAUAACGUAACUUCUUAAGAAAGAAUUAAAAUACGCGGACAAGUCUUCGAAUCGAGUCUGUGUGUCAGAAACAGAUUUCAAUUCAAUCUCUGUCGAACGCAGAUUUGAACGGCGGAUCCCUGUCGAAAUCCAUCAAAUUUAAUGAUGAAUUUAAUCUUCAAAGAAUCGCGACGGAUCUGUUUGCGAAAGGAACCAGAUGGCUCCCCCCCCCCCCUGAUCUGUUAAAACGGUGCUCUGUUACGGUCGAUCUGUUGCCGCGGAUCAAUUAGCAAUUUGUUUACUUAGACACGUACCACACCCACUCACCCCUUUUCACACAUGCUAGCGUACCGUGCUACUUGCUACAAUAUAAUGCCGCAAAAGUGUGUCGAUUCCGUGUGAUUUUCCUCUUGACGAUGUUUCAAAUUAUUAUAUUAUGUUUUAUAAAUAACAAGUCUCUCUCUCUCUCUCUCUCCGUCCACGUAAAAUAAUUCAGUUUCUAUCUCUUACAGAUGAUAUAAAACCGAUCACACUUCUCACACGUAGUAUUCGAACAUGUAAUUUUUUUUUUUUUUUAAUUUGUUGUGUGUAAUCUCACGGUAUGACGUAAAAAUCCAUGUUGUCCUUAAUUUAUUUAAUGUAAUUAAUAUAUCUGUGUGUAAUCUUCGAUUAUAUCCUAGCGUUACUUUCAUGUAUAUAAAACAAAUAACGAACGUUAUAUGUAA
Molecule: messenger RNA, 4089 nt
Organism: Pseudomyrmex gracilis
Lineage: Eukaryota; Metazoa; Arthropoda; Insecta; Hymenoptera; Formicidae
Gene: FER
Product: tyrosine-protein kinase Fer
Exons: 15
Coding region: 630-3218 (862 amino acids)
Biological process (GO): peptidyl-tyrosine phosphorylation
Molecular function (GO): non-membrane spanning protein tyrosine kinase activity; ATP binding
Source: RefSeq, a predicted model, not a curated record